CUUCUUUCUUCAUAAAGAAAUGGAAAACAAUAAAGAAGGGAUGGGUGGGAGAUUCCUUGGCUUCAGCCUUGAGGGCUGCCUCAACGACUUAAAAUCUUUUUGCAGGUAAUGGGCUUAAAAAAUGGGCUACAGUUACAUCACGAUCAAACCCUUAACUAAUCCACUUGUUUUCUGUGUAUGAUGUAUACGUUAAACAUACACAUUCUAAUCCGAAAAUUUUAAUACUUCUAACUAUCGGAUUUGUAAAACCUUAACUAAAAGAUUCAAAUUUGGCAUCAAAAGAUAAACCCCAGCUCGGAAAUUUCACAUCAAUGGCUUCAGACCACGGCGGCGAUGGUGGCAAUGUUAAUUUCCCUCCCCUGCUACGUACGUUAGCGAAAGGGGCAGCUGUAACCCUAGGUGGGAUCUUCACCAUCAGCAUGAUCUCCACCACUGCAAUUACAUUACUCACACAACACAAACAGAAUCAAUUUGGUUCGCCAUCGUCGUCAUCGUCUAUGAAGAAAAAGAAUACAAGUUCAUGCGAUGUAUGUAGAGGGAAAGGGUUUUACAUGUGUAAAUUGUGCAAAGGGAAUGCUACAAUAGAGUGGUCUCCAUUGUAUGAUCCUGUGUUCAUAAAUCCUUGUAUUUGCCCUACUUGUGAUGCCCAUAGGAUUCAACGAUGUCUUAAUUGUUUGGGGAGUGGAUACGUUCAUGAUUCAUCAAGCUAAAGUUACAAAUGAUUGGUUUUCCUUUUGAUCCAUAUACAAUAAGUUCUUGUACCCAUGAUAGAAGUCAAUAUUUGACUUUUGAUUGUGGAAUGAGUUUGUUUUUAAAGAUAUGUUUGUGAUAAACUACAAAAUUAUAAAAAUCUACACUCAUUUAGGAUGUUUGACUUCAAAAGUCAAAGAAUGCAUACAAAAUUUUGCAGGAUAAUUUGGAAGGUCUUCUAUGUUAUUGUGGAACCAAUUGGGCCUUCAAAGAUCCUCUUGUGCAAUGUUAUAGGAGUUUUGGCUCUUUAAAGAUUUGAGAGAGAUUAAAUUGCUUGUAUAUAUUUAUUAUAAUUAUGUUUAAUAAAAUUAACUUGAUUGGAGACAACAAAUAGAAUCGAACGUUAAUGAGC
Messenger RNA from Lactuca saligna, 1102 nucleotides. The record is from the annotation of a GenBank genome assembly. Lineage: Eukaryota; Viridiplantae; Streptophyta; Magnoliopsida; Asterales; Asteraceae.